GGGACCCAAUGCGUGCAGCAGAUGCAAGAGAGAGGAGAGAAGGUGGCAAGAGGCCGAAGCGUACAGCGGACGCAAGAAAAAAGGAAUACUGCAAGUCAAUAGCCUUCGGCCGGUAUGGCGUACAAGAGGAUAUAUGUACAGAUUUCCUGAAGCGUGCAGCGGACGCGAGGGGGAGAGGGACUAAAUCCCAACUUUGUGGUGAUCACGAGCACUUGCCCAAGGACUAUCCCACUAUCGUCAAAUCUCUUUUCGACACUGAUGGAAACUGCCACUUCAAAUUGCGUGACGUUCAACAACUCUUGAAAGAAGCGCAGGAUGAGAUUGAAGUCCUGGGCCGAGAUAAUAAUAAUAGCACAUCAAAACGAAAAUGUUACACAUUAAUAACCUGCAUCGAUAACUUCCUCAAAGAAACUGAGGUGUUGAAGAUGGUUCGAGAUAGGUUGAAAACUGCAACUAGGGGGCUCGUGGAGCAGAAGGAAUGCACCAAUCAGCUCGAGAUUCUACUGGAGUUGGCCAUUGAAUCUCUGGAACUGAAAUCCCAAUUCCCUUGCGGAUGCGGGUUGGUACUCUGGAGCACCAACUGGGCGGUACUGAGGGCAUAUCUUGGUCGUCUUCGGGGAGUCGAACUGCAAUUUGCUCCAGCAAAUGGACAGAUAGCCAACCUCGAUGACCUGGUGAAGGCGCUCCAGACUAGUUUAUUAUUGGAACAGGAGAAGGCGAAACAGUGCACUACGUUGAAGGAAAGUGAAGCCGAAAAGUUAGUGGCUCAGGUUGAGAGCACCACCAUUGCAAAUCAGGAGAGGUUCCUGUCAAAAUUCGCAUCGAUCCUGAGGGUGAUACUCAAUGGAGCAUUGCAGUUAUUGGAACAAGAGAUCCAGCAGCAAGCGGCUGAACUGGCACGCAAAGAAAAAGAGUAUGUUGUGUACCAAAACACCAUCUCGCAGUCGAAGAUGGAAGUCGACCGCAAAGAAGAGAUCAUAGCAAGUUUCAGUCAUGAGAUUGACAAAGCGGCCAAAGCAGUGUUAAAGGUCGAAAGCGAACUGGCCUCUGUCCAAUCCAAACCAGCUGAUGCUGAGAAAUUGUCGGCUGUCACUGCUGCAAAGUUGGAUUCCGCUGAUUUGACGAUCAGCGAUCUACGAGAGCAACAUACUGGUCUCAAGGCUCAGAAUGCUUCACUGGCAUCAGAACUGACGUCCGAAACAAACUCGGCUCUUCGCUCAAUAGCCGUUGCAAAAGAUGAGAUUAAAGAGAAGCUGGUGGAACGCAACUCAGCGCACUGA
This is a messenger RNA of Cantharellus anzutake, 1280 nucleotides long. RefSeq lists its product as uncharacterized. The record is from RefSeq and is a predicted model, not a curated record. The transcript is spliced from 8 exons. Bases 9 to 1280 code for a protein of 423 amino acids. NCBI's taxonomy places the organism in Eukaryota, Fungi, Basidiomycota, Agaricomycetes, Cantharellales, Hydnaceae.